Messenger RNA from Aspergillus fischeri NRRL 181, 3615 nucleotides. RefSeq lists its product as uncharacterized. The transcript is spliced from 3 exons. NCBI's taxonomy places the organism in Eukaryota, Fungi, Ascomycota, Eurotiomycetes, Eurotiales, Aspergillaceae. Bases 1 to 3615 code for a protein of 1204 amino acids. Gene Ontology annotation, molecular function: protein binding. The record is from RefSeq and is a predicted model, not a curated record.
AUGGGGUUCCGCAGAUGGCGUUCGCGACUCAAGGGAAAGAAAGGAGAGUCUAGCUCAAUAGACCAACCUACUGUAGGUGGCUCCUCUGCUUCUCCAGACACAGGUCCCGGGACAGAAGAGGUGAAACCUAAUCCCAGCGCCUCCGUUCCCGAAGCGAAACCCGAGAUAGAACCAUUAUCAGAAGCCCGGAAGAUAUGGGAAGAAGCUUAUAAUUUAGUGAAGAACGAUGAAUCACUGAAGAGCAUCGUGGACGAAUAUGAGGCAGAAAUAAUAUCCGAGCUCCAGUCGCUGACUGCUGACCAUGACGGCCACCGAACUGGAGCAACUAACACGAACACCUCUCUGAUUGGCAAAAUCGCAAACCUCGACCCCGAAAGUCGACAAAAUCUCAUGAUGAGGCUAGUGAACAAAGACGGUGACCGGCCCGAUCGAUUCAAGACAGUCUCGCAAAUUUCAACCGUUCUUGAGUCGACCAAGACAACUAUCAGCUCAGCGCUUGAUGUUUACCCACCGGCUUCCAUGGCCUGGGCAGGAGUUUGUCUGGUCCUAACGCCCGUCUUCAAUCAUGUGAAGGGGCUCAAGGAGAAUUGGAACGGACUCACCUACAUCAUCUCGCGGCUACCCUGGACUCCGGAGGGGAACCAGAAGUUCAAGGUUCCCAUCCGAAAGGAGAUCGUCAACCUCUACCGGCUAAUCAUCGAGUACCAAAUGCUCACAUUCCGGGCUUGUCGUCACCCAUCCCGUGACUUUGCGAAGAACAUCGUUGGCUUGGCCGAGUGGACAGACAGGCUCCAGGACAUCAAGUCUGCCGAACAACAGGUCAACGAGUUGGUGCGUCACAACCACAUGACGCAGGUCCUCGUCAAUCUGGACGAAGCCAAUAAACAGUCCAAGUCUUUGCAGGUUCUGUUCGAAAAUAGAGACCGGUUAAGCGAACAGAACAAACUGAUUCAGGAAUUCAAACCGAACCCCAACCAGCACGAUUACCAGGCUUAUGGAGCCUAUUUCAACCACAUCGUGACCCCCCUCGAAGGGACCAACUAUGGGGUUCGCAAUCACCCGCGGUUCAAACGAUGGGAAUCCGGAGAAGAUCGCCUGCUUCUCCUUGUGGGAAAUCCGGGAACUGGCAAGUCUGUCUUCACCAAAUCAUUGCUGAAAGACCCGUCCAGACCCGAUUCAACGACAGUCUGUUCAUUUUUCUUCAAGGAUAAAAGUGGCCAGCAAAACAAUGCGAAUGUCGCGCUUUGCAAAAUCCUUUAUGAACUGUUUCUGGCCCAAGGGGAUCUUGUCGCUGGCGUCCAAGAAAUGGUCAAGCGUUGGGACAAAGAUGACAUACGAUGGAAUCUCGACAAACUCUGGGACGUUUUUGAAAGGGCAACACAAGGGGCUGCUCGUGACAGUAUAAUUGUUCUUCUGGAUGCGCUGGACGAAGCCGACCCAGAGCAGAGAACCAAGUUGCUCGAGCGGCUGCGACAGUCCUCAAGUCCGUCAGUCAAGUUCCUCCUGACAACACGUCCAAUUCAGCCUGUUCUCAGCAUCUUUGAACAGCGGAAAGAAGCUAUCCUGGAUUUGAAUGAUGACCCGAAAUGCAAUCAAUCCCUUGAUGACGACAUCGCAAAAGUAGCAGACAGCCGAUUAGAAAGAAUUUGUCAGGACAAACUGAUUGAGCAAGAAAAUCUCAAAGCAGAACUACGUGAUCAACUCGAGCAGCACAUACGGGAUAAUCAUACUUAUCUGUUUGUUGGACUGCUCUUUGACUAUCUCGAUAAGCAACCGAUGCAACGGCUUCCGACCAAAUGGAUUGAGACGUUCAAGUCGCUGCCAACCACAGUAUCUGAUGCUUACAGAGCUCUGCUGGAUAACAUUCGAAAGGAAGACCAAUCCGAUGUGAAGACUAUGCUUCAAAUUGUCCUUGCAGCACAGAGACCGCUCACGGUCAGGGAGAUGAACGUUGCCCUCAAUAUCAGUACAAUCGAUGGUAUCCACAGUGCCGAAGACAUGCAAUUAAUAUCCGUCGAGAAGUUCAAAAGAUGGAUUUUCCAAACCUGUCACUUCUUCCUGGUCAUCUACGAUAACAGAAUUCAUUUCAUCCACCAGACUGUCCGGGACUACCUUCUACCCAACCAACAGGAGGAUAAAAGACCCGAGUGGCUGGCUGACGAUUUUUCCGAAGAGAGCUGCCACCAGGCUAUUAUGAAGAGUUGCAUCCAAUAUAUAUCCGCUCCAUUCGUCCAGGCACCCCGUACUACAGUGAACAGUCUGGAACAGUUCUUCAACGCCCCUCUCUACACGCAACUCGAAUGCCAGCAGUGGUUCUAUGACCUAACUCAACCGCGUGCUGCGUCCACUAUUAUCGAGCAUGGGGAAAGUCCCAGCGUCACAAAGAUAGAGGACAGUCUCAGACCGUCUGAAGAGACCUUGAGGGAAACGCACGAAUUUUAUGAAUAUGCCUUCACACAAUGGUUCGUCCAUCUGGACUUUAUCCGGAAACAUGAGAAGAAGAAAUGGCCGGAGAUACUCGAGGAUAUCCAGAAACAAUAUGUCUCCAUGUCGUUUGAUCUUGCCGAGUUUAUCUUCUGCUGCUCUAGCCUCCCCUCCAAGAAGGAGGUGGAAGUAUUCACAACCAUGCCAUCAAUGGGUGCCGGUGAUCGUGAUCUCGCUCUGAGCUGCUUGACGCAGGGCCUAGUUACACGGUAUCACAGAACUAGCCUAAUGUCCGAGUUAUGUUAUGCCAUUGAUCUGGCGAAAGAGGUCAUCGGCCGGACUGAUACCAAUGAUCAGAGGCUAGGGAGGAGACUUGUGGACAUAAGCAGGGCUUACAUGCAACGAGAUAUGGAGAGUAGCGGCGAUUAUGCUCAGUUGGCUCUCGAAACUGCUGUGCGAGCGAUCGAAGUGACUUCGCCUGACCAUGUCGAUCGGUCUCGAGCUUUGAAAGCUCGUUCUAACGCUCUUAGCGUGCGGUUUCUCAAUAAAAAGGAUGAUGAAGACAUUAACGAGGCGAUUUCUGAUAUGGAGAGCGCUCUUAACCCUACAUUAUACUCUCUGGACAAGCAAGACGAGGCGCUUUUCUUGCACGAUCAUGCAAUCUACCAUGGUUAUCGGUACCUACAUAGCAGAGCAGCUAGGAGGGACACGGAUCUUGACAGGGCUAUUACGGCUGCCCAGCAAGCAGUAAAAGGUGUCUCGUCCCGCAAUCCUCGCCGAUGUAACGCAUUACAUACGCUGGGUGUGUGGCUCGGAGUACGCGCCAGAGAAACGAAGAAGAAAGAACAUGUCGAUCAGGCCAUCGAAGUGCAUCGAGAGGCCCUCAAGAGCACGCCGCCUACGGGCGCUGAUCGUGCUUCGGUACUACGUAGAUUAGCAUCCCAGCUGCUGCUCCGAUAUGAACUCGAGGGCUCAAAGGACGAUCUCCAAGAAGCUCUGGGCUUUGCCUGCCAAGCAAUUCAUACCAUUCAAGAGUACCAUAAUCUCUACCCCCAAUGUUUGGAUCUACAUGCACAAAUACGGGAACUUGCCGAGAGUGAGAACCUGCAGCACGGGGAUUGCGACGUUGGAUAUCGAAGUUUAACUCGCUGUAUUCAUAUUCAGAACAUUUCAUCAAAAUCCCGGCAGUGA